CAGAUGCCCUGGAUCUCAAAGGGGGCAAUGGCACCGUGCAUGCUGCUCCUGCUGCAGGUGGCCACCCUGGCCCUUACCCAGACUCACAGGGGCUCACACUCGCUGCGGUUUUUCCACACCGCUGUGUCUCGUCCCUGCAUUGCGGAGCCCCGGUUCAUCUCUGUCGGCUAUGUGGAUGACACACAGUUCGUGGGCUUCGACAGCGAUUCAGAGAAUCCAAGGAUGGAGCCGCGGGUGCCUUGGGUGAAGAAGCAGGGGCCAGAGUAUUGGGAGGGGAUGACACAGAGUGUCAAGAACAUUGAGCAGAGUUUCCGAGUGGGCCUGAGGAACCUGCUCCACGACUACAACCAGAGCGAGGGCGGCUCUCACACCAUCCAGAGGACAUAUGGCUGUGAGGUGGAGUCCAACGGGAGCCUCCUCCGCGGGUAUCAUCAGUCUGCCUAUGAUGGUCGCGAUUUCAUCACUCUGAAUGAAGACCUAAAAACGUGGACGGCAGCGGACAUGGUGGCGCAAAUCACAAAACACAAGUGGGAGCAGGCUGGUAUUGCAGAGAGAUUCAGGGCCUACAUGGAGGGCGAGUGCGUGGAGUGGCUCCACAGAUACCUGGAGUGCGGGAAGGAGAUGCUACUGUGCACAGAUCCCCCAAAGGCACAUGUGACCCAUCACCCCAGAUCUGAAGGUGAUGUCACUCUGAGGUGCUGGGCCCUGGACUUCUACCCUGCUGACAUCACCCUGACCUGGCAGUUGAAUGGGGAGGAGCUGACCCAGGACAUGGAGUUUGUGCAGACCAGGCCUUCUGGGGAUGGAACCUUCCAGAAGUGGGCAUCUGUGGUGGUGCCUCUAGGGAAGGAGCAGGUUUACACUUGCCAUGUGUACCAUGAGGGUCUGUCUGAGCCCCUCACCCUGAGAUGGGAGCCUCCUCCAUCCACUGACUCUAACAUGGCAAUCAUUGCUGUUCUGGUUGUCCUUGGACCUGUGGCCAUCAUUGGAGCUGUGGUGGCUUUUGUGAUGAAGAGGAGGAAAAACACAGGCAGCGACAGCUCCCAGAGCUCUGAAAUGUCUCUCCCAGAUUGUAAAGCAUGAAGACAGCAGCCUGGUGUGGACUGAGUGACAGACACUGUGUUCAGUUUCUCCUGUGAUGUCCAGAGCCCUCAGUUCUCUUUAGACAACAGUGUCUAAUGUUCCCUGUGAUCCUAUGGGCUCAAUGUGAAGACCUGUGGAGCUCAGUCUACCCCUGCACACCAGCACCCUGUCCCUGCACUGCCUGUGUUCCCUUCCACAGCCAACCUUCCUGGUCCAGCCAAACACUGGGGGACAUCUGCAUCCUGUCAGCUCCAUGCUGCCCUGAGCUGCAGCUCCUCACUUCCACAUUGAGAAUAAGAAUCUGAAUGUGAACUAGAUUGUUCACAUCCUUGACCUGAGGGUUGAUUGACAGGUAAAUAACGGAUUGGGAAUACUUAGAGUUUGUGCAGGAAAUAAAUGACAGAUGGAGAACCUUCCA
Messenger RNA from Grammomys surdaster, 1501 nucleotides. RefSeq names its product H-2 class I histocompatibility antigen, D-K alpha chain-like. The transcript has 7 exons. The record is from RefSeq and is a predicted model, not a curated record. Gene Ontology annotation, molecular function: peptide antigen binding; signaling receptor binding. Bases 4 to 1083 code for a protein of 359 amino acids. Gene Ontology annotation, cellular component: external side of plasma membrane. Lineage: Eukaryota; Metazoa; Chordata; Mammalia; Rodentia; Muridae. Gene Ontology annotation, biological process: immune response; antigen processing and presentation of endogenous peptide antigen via MHC class I via ER pathway, TAP-independent; antigen processing and presentation of endogenous peptide antigen via MHC class Ib.